Messenger RNA from Erpetoichthys calabaricus (reedfish), 2533 nucleotides. Its product is annotated as deoxyribonuclease-1-like. Gene Ontology annotation, molecular function: DNA nuclease activity. Lineage: Eukaryota; Metazoa; Chordata; Cladistia; Polypteriformes; Polypteridae. The record is from RefSeq and is a predicted model, not a curated record. Gene Ontology annotation, biological process: DNA catabolic process. The transcript is spliced from 9 exons. Gene Ontology annotation, cellular component: nucleus. Bases 5 to 1060 code for a protein of 351 amino acids.
GAAGAUGAAUAUCUUUAUCUUGCUGGUGCUUCUGGGGACCUCACUUAAAGAAAGUCAAGCACUCAAGAUAGCAUCUUUCAACAUCCAACGCUUUGACGAAUCAAAAUCCAACAAUGCUGAAAUCAUGAAUGUGCUGACAACGAUCUUGCAGAGGUACCAGCUGGUAGCAGUGCAGGAGAUAAUGGAUUCAGAUAAUGCUGCUGUUAAGCACUUGGUUCACCAGCUCAACCAAGAGUCUGGCUGCCAUUAUAAUUUCAUCCUUUCUGACCACCUGGGACGCAGUAGCUACAGAGAGAGAUAUGCCUUUGUUUACAACGAGGAACUGCUUCAGCCACUGGACUGGUACCAUUAUGACGAUGGCUGUGAAGAAUGUGGAACUGAUUCUUUCAUCAGGGAACCUUUCAUUGUAAAGUUCAGCUCCCCCAGUACAGUGCUGAAAGAGCUUGUCCUGGUUGUCAUCCACACGAGCCCAGAUUAUGCUGUGCAGGAGGUGGAUUCUCUGUUUGAUGUUUGGACUGAUGCCAAGCAGCAUUUCAACACAGAGGAUGUUAUUAUAUUGGGGGAUUUCAAUGCAGACUGCAGUUUUCUUCCUGCGAACAAGUGGCCUCUUGUCCGACUUCGACAAUCCAAGGCUCUAAGCUGGCUGAUUGUGGACAGUGAAGACACAACUGUGAGUGUGAACACUCACUGUGCCUACGACAGGAUUGUGGCAAGUGGCACGGUGCCAGACACAAUUAUUCCUGGAUCUGCCUCAGCAUUCAACUACCAGAAGGCUCUAGGCCUCUUGUAUGAUAAGGCAAGAGAUGUCUCUGAUCAUUACCCUAUAGAAGUGGAGGUCAAAGACAGCGCUACUUGGGAUGGCAUGAUGUUUGAGCCAAGCUCCUCCCUGGGGAUAGAAGGUGGCCAGUCAGGAAUGCCAUGUGACUGUGUAGGAGUGGAUUUCACCACCUGCAAGGGGCGCUGUGGAGCCUACAACCCCAGUCUGCCUUGCCACUGCAAUGCUUCAUGCUCCAAGUACAACAGCUGCUGUGCAGACUACAAGGAGUUCUGUCAAGACUGAAAACAUCAGCACAACACAACAGUGUCAUGCAUACUAUACAACACCCACACACCCAAUAGUCCCAUGUUUUUAGCAGUGCCAAAAAUGUCAUAGCACAAAAAACAGAACACAGCUCUAACAAUACAUGCAAGUGUGAGUAUAAGAGCCAUGCUUUCAGAAAAUUAAGCAUCACAACAUAAUACAAAGCAAAAGUACAAUUAGCAAUGCCAUAUAUAGUGCACUGUGCCAUUAAACAAUGAUGAAAGUCUCACAACACAAGGGAGGUUAACUGUGCCUCGCAGAAUCAACAGUGCAAUUAAUAAGUUUACACAUUCUGAACAAAAUGCACGCCAACGUGACAUUACGCAAAAGUACCAGAUGUGGCAUACAAUCACUACACUCAAGACUAUGAAUAGUAGUGUUGAAUAGUCUGAACAAUCAUAAAGACAUCGCUACACACUAAAAUAUAGUACACGGCCACAACAUGCAGUAGUAUGAUUUGAUUCUCUGAUGCUCACAUUGUGAAUUUUAUAACACAAAAAAGAGGAGAACAGCACCAUUCAUUACACAUACACUAUAUAGCUAUUAAUGCAAUAAAAAUAUCAUAACACCAUACAACACAAAAGUGUGGUUAACACAGCCAUACAUAGUACACAGUACAACAUAUCAAUGAUGAGAGUAACACUAUAGAAAAAUGAGGUUAACAAGUCCAUACAACGCAUACAAGGCCAUCAGGCCCAAAAACAGCAAGCAAAAUCACAGAUUCUGAGCAGUACUAAAACAGUAUGCUAACACAGAGCACAACAUCAAAAAAUAUAAAAGUAUGGUUAUCGGAGCCACACAUUCUGAACACUUGUGAAAGUUAAUUCAUCCAUCCAUCCAUUUUCCAACCCGCUGAAUCCGAACACAGGGUCACGGGGGUCUGCUGGAGCCAAUCCCAGCCAACACAGGGCACAAGGCAGGAACCCAUCCUGGGCAGGGUGCCAACCCACCGCAGGACACACACCAAGGACAAUUUAGAAUCACCAAUCCACCUAACCAGCAUGUCUUUGGACAGUGGGAGGAAACCGGAGCGCCCGGAGGAAACCCACGCAGACACGGGGAGAACAGGCAAACUCCAUGCAGGGAGGGCCCGGGAAGUGAACCCGGGUCCCCAGGUCUCCCAACUGCGAGGCAGCAGCGCUACCCACUGCGCCACCGUGCCGCCCAGUUAAUUCAUCCCCACGAUACAAAUGGGUACAAUUAGCAAGGCAACACAUUCUUCCCAAUUGCUGUAAACAUCAUAAUAGCACAAAAUAAACACAAGAGUGAGGCUAGAAGUACUACACAGUAUACAUAUCACCACAAUACCCAAAAUUAGGAUUAGUAGGGGAACUUCUAAGUGACAUUAUGUGUAUCCCAAACAACACAAUGCUGACACUGCUGAUGAUAAACUUAUCUUGAAGCCUAUUGAACUGAUGUUUCAAAAGAUAUAUAAUAAAAAUGUUAAAACUG